AUGAAAAUUUUGUCUACUUUAAAUUUAUUAUCUUUUUUAAUUUUACUAGUUACUCUGGUAUCUUGCCAAAAUGUCGAGGAGCAUUAUUUUAAAGGUGAUUUUUCAACUUCAAGCCUGGAAAAUAAUGUUGCUCAAAAUGGAGUGUCUGGAAAUAUUACCUGUCAAUUCUCAAAAGUUGGUCCAACAUUUGUAAUCACCUAUUCAAUUAAUGUAAAAGGUUUGGAAGGAAUGUCCAUUGAAGGAAAUUCCAUUAGAUUAGAAGGUCCUGCCAUUGCUGGUCAAACUUCCAAUGAUAUUAGAGUUGUUUUAAAUGUCGCCAAUGCUACCAAAACCUCGUCAGAAUUGUAUGGACCAGGAAUGACUACAUUUGCACCAUUAUCUAAAGAGGCAGCAGCUAUCAAUACAAUCAUCCCAAUCGUUGCCAACACCAUUUCAACCAAACAACUAUACGUUGUCAUUCAACCACAUGGUGAGAGUGCACCCGUUAGCAGAGCUCAAUUACAAUUUAUCAACUCUAUUACAAACAAAGAUGGAGGUGGUGAAGUUCCACCCCCACCAACUAACGAACCAGGUGCUGCCUCUCACCUAAAACUCAGCAUGAUUUUAAUUCUCUUAAUAUCAUUCCUGUCUACACUUUUAAUUUAA
Heterostelium album PN500 is the source of this 645-nucleotide messenger RNA. RefSeq lists its product as uncharacterized. The coding region runs from base 1 to 645 and encodes 214 amino acids. The record is from RefSeq and is a predicted model, not a curated record. The transcript is spliced from 2 exons. NCBI's taxonomy places the organism in Eukaryota, Evosea, Eumycetozoa, Acytosteliales, Acytosteliaceae.